Messenger RNA from Carya illinoinensis, 1349 nucleotides. Its product is annotated as UDP-N-acetylglucosamine transferase subunit ALG13 homolog. Gene Ontology annotation, biological process: dolichol-linked oligosaccharide biosynthetic process. The record is from RefSeq and is a predicted model, not a curated record. Gene Ontology annotation, molecular function: hexosyltransferase activity. The coding region runs from base 512 to 1051 and encodes 179 amino acids. Lineage: Eukaryota; Viridiplantae; Streptophyta; Magnoliopsida; Fagales; Juglandaceae. Gene Ontology annotation, cellular component: extrinsic component of endoplasmic reticulum membrane; UDP-N-acetylglucosamine transferase complex. The transcript has 4 exons.
UGAACUGAAUCAGAACCCUGAGAUCAUAGCACUCUCAUCCAUGGAAGAUAGAUCACCUGCUGAGGUACUGAAAUUGGGAUUACUUAUGUGACUCUCAUAUCCGGCCCGUGUGGCCGAGGCCCAAACUCUUAAGCCCAGCCCGCCCGAUUUGUUAAAGAAAAAGCACCAAAACGGUGCGUUUUGUAUCCUAAGCCCUUCCCCCCUUCUUCCCCACGGCCCCCCGAGUCCCGAUACCCUCUCUCUCUCUCUUCUCUGUAUUUUUUGUUCCGCCCCACGGCGUUCUCGUCCUCUCCGUCGGGAAGCGCCUCCACCCCCACUUCCGACUCUGCUCGCAAAGCCGGUAAGUACCCCGGUUCCAUCUCCCCUAUCUCGCUCUCCCCGUCCGUCUCUCUCGUAUCUCGGCUCUCUCUCUCUCUACCUACCUCUCACGCAACAAAUACUCUUAGAUAUUAUUUGGUGGUUGAAAGGGUUGGGUGGUGUGAAUUGUGGCGAAAGUAUAAGUCAUCAUUAGAUGGGAGAUACUGAGGAUGGUAUUAAGCUGAAGAAAACAGUUUUCGUCACAGUUGGAACGACUUGUUUUGAUGCUCUUGUUAGAGCAGUGGAUACUCCGGAAGUUAAAGAUGAGUUGCUGAAAAGAGGAUAUACCCAUCUUAUCAUUCAAAUGGGUCGGGGAUCAUACACACCCACAAAGUCUGGAGGAGACGAUGGGUCUCUGGCUGUAGACUUCUUCACUUUCUCAUCAAGCAUCGCAGAUCAUCUGAGAUCAGCAUCUCUAGUGAUCAGUCAUGCGGGGUCAGGAAGCAUAUUUGAGACAUUGCGACUUGGGAAGCCUUUAAUUGUGGUGGUGAAUGAAGAUUUGAUGGACAAUCAUCAAAGUGAAUUAGCAGAAGAACUCGCAGAGAGGAAGCACUUAUACUGUGCCCGUCCUCAAACACUUAAUCAGACCAUAGCGGCUAUGAAUUUGGAGUCUCUACUUCCAUAUCCUUCAGGGAAUGCCAUACCAGUCGCUAAGCUUAUUAAUCAAUUUCUAGGUUUCCCAGAUGAUAAAUGAAACUAUAGAUCUUUAAUUCUUCAAUAGAAUUGUUUUCUGAUAGGUAAUUCUUCAAUAGAAUUUAUACCUUAAUCUUGGGGUACUCGUUGGCGUAUAUGAUUGAGUUGUAUCUUUCCAUGAUGCAUAAGCUUUUGUUCGGGUCUUGUCUCAUCAUCCCGUUGAAAUUGAUUUAGUUUUUGAUUUUUCCUAGAAUAUUUUGUAUGAAAUGUAUGUAAUUUCUGGAAGUGCCGGAAACAAAGCAUAAAGCAAAACAUUUGUGCACUCUUCACUAUCUGAUUUUGAAGUUAAAUUGGUAGCA